GUGAUCGAUUUGAAGAUGCUAGCUCUCUCCGUGUUUUUUUUUUACUUCCUAUAUCAGCUGACAGUGCGGAUCUUACAUGUAGAGCUGGCUACCUGUACGGCGCUCUGACGCGGUCUUCUUUCGUGUACCGCCGGGGGGACGGGUACUGGUCAACAUGUGCGCUCUGCUGUCAGCUGUCUUCCUGAUUCUGGCGACACAGCUCUCCAUUUCUGGUGUUGACGCACUGGAUGUUCCCGAACAGAUUCACAUCAGCUUUGGAGACCGCCCCGACAUCAUGGUAGUCAUGUGGUCUUGUAAAUCACACAUCACAUGUCACGUGGCUUAUGGAACCUCCGCCGAGAACAUGACAAAUCAUUCCACCAGUCACACUUCGACAUUAAAUCUGGAUAGUUGGAACGCUUUGAAAAUUAUUUAUAGAGCAGAGCUUAAGGGCCUAUCAGCUGGCAGACGACAUUUCUAUCAGGUCCGAUGCACUCAAAAUGGAGGUCAAGGUCACACCAACAGUUCCGUGUUCUCUUUCAGGACGCCGGAUGCAAAGACGGACAGACAAGCAAAGUUUCUUAUGUAUGGUGACUUGGGUGCAGUGGGGGGCAUCCCAACAUUCCCUGCUCUACUUGAUGACGUCACAAAAAAUAACUAUGACGCUGUGUGGCAUGUUGGUGACUUCGGUUAUGACCUUCAUUCUAAUGGCGGAAAGGUAGGCGACGACUUUAUGAGAAAAAUUGAAGCUAUAGCAGCAAGAAUUGCCUACAUGACGUCACCCGGUAACCAUGAGCUGGAGAAAGACAUGCAUCACUACAGGGUGAGGUUCUCCAUGCCCGGGGGAGGCUGGCCCAUGGGGCACGACAGACUGUGGUACAGCGUGGACAUAGGGCCAGUUCACUUCAUCAGCUAUUCCACCGAGGUAUUUUUCAUCGAAAAUCAAGAUUACGUGUGUAAGCAAUAUGACUGGCUGCUAAAAGACCUCAUAAAAGCCAAUCAAAAUCGCCGCAGUAGACCCUGGGUCGUUGCCAUGGGACAUCGACCGAUGUACUGCUCCAACAAGAACAUUGACGACUGUACCGGGCGAAUCCUUGGUUACUGGGUCAAAUACGGGCUGGAGGAUCUGUUUCAGGCCCAGGGGGUGGACCUCGUGCUCCAGGCUCACGAACACUCCUACGAACGACUGUGGCCGGUCUACGACUACCAGGUCAUGGCCAAGAACUACCUCGACCCCCGGGCACCUGUACACGUGAUCUCAGGGGCCGCCGGGUGUGGGGAAAAUGUUGACUACAUGGGAGACCCCAAACCGUGGUCAGCAUUCAGAGCAGACACAGCCAGCAGUCACUCCUAUGGAAGAUUGAUAGUAGUCAAUCGAACGCACCUUCUGUUUGAACAAGUUUCCGUGGAUUUCAACUCAACUAUUGACAAAUUCUGGUUGGUUCAGAACAAUCAUGGCCCAAGAAUAGGAAACUGGGAGUGUAAGGACGGCUAUUACAACAACCACCCUACCUGUAAGUGCCCCCUGCCCUUCCAUUACGUCACAGUCGCCGUGUUCGGGGGAGUAUUCAUUUUCAUCGUCAUUGCCAUGAGUAUUUAUUUUUGUACCAAAUGUUGCCACAUUUGCCAAUGUUGCCAAAACAAGUGUUGCACAGGAAGUGCAAAGUGUUACACAGGAAGUGCAAAGUGCUGCGAUUCUUUUAGCGUGGACCGUGGAUUUUGCAGGAACAGGUCGCGGUUAAAAGAGACAUCCAGCAGAUUUAAGUUACUGGAUGACGACGAAGAGGAGGAUCUUAUUAUUUGAUUGUGAUUCUGUUAUAUCGUUCAUAUUUCAUUUGUCUGUCUAUGUUUUAUAUGAAAUCCGUCAUCAUAUUACUAGUAUGUUAUUCCAAUGAUCGACACAUGCGCAGUCGCCCAUGACAAAUCAGUCUUGAAUACAUAUCAGAUCAUGAUAUGCCACAUUACUUGAAAUCAGGGAAUCAUUUAAAAAAAAUCAUAUGUGAUAUGCCUUCCAGUUGUAAAACUUUCAUUUCCAAUAAGCUGAUCUUUUAUAUAAUGUUCUUGUAUAUUGUGUAUCACAAAGUUGUGUGUUCUUAUGAUAUGUCGUCCCAUGGAUUUCUGAGAUAUCAUUGUUGUCAUGUAACUAUGUUUUAAUCAAUUGAGACGAAAGAAGAGAGGUUGACAGUCUCCCUGUCUGUCUGUCCGUCUGUCUGUCUGUCAGUUUGUCUGUUAAUAUAUAAUUACCCACUAAUGUCUUUCGUUAUAGCUGAAACAGACGAGGGCAUUGUUUUAUAAAAGAACUUGCUAAAAUUAGAAAUUACUAAAAGAACACAUUUGUACAUCUGUUAAAUUUUCAGAAACGUUUGAAAAAGCACAAAGUUUUUAUUAAACAAUGAAUUGUUUUAUAUAUCUUUUUAAUUUUCAAGUUUUUCGUUCUGGUUGGGAGUAAACAAUACUCUAUUAAUAACUUUUCUUAAUGUGUCAUAAGAUAGCAUAUUAUUUUGUAAAAAAGUUGCCCUGGCUUGUCGAUCGCUGCUGAAAAAUUAAUGAUAUUGAAAUGGUAUUAUAGUGUGAAAUCAUCAAAUACCGUGGUUGCUCAAUUUUGUAUAUUUUGCGGAUAUUCAUCAUGAUCAUACAAUAAAGAAAGAAAAAAAUCCUCUGCGAUCAAACAAAUCAGUAUUUAUAUAAAGCAAAUCUACGUAAUCACUUUCCCCCGAACUUUUAAUAGAAAAUCUACAAAAAUUGGCCCAAAUAAAACGUGAAUUACAUAUAUCUACGUAAAUAUAUAGAUCCCUGUGCAACGGAAAAAAAAAGUAAACAGAUUUCUAAAUCAAUUGAAAAUAACAUUUUGAAAUAAUGUUUAAGCUUGAGGAAACAGUGCAACGUAUUGUAAUAUAUCAAUGACUUAAGAGACUUCAUAUGACAUAUUUACCCCCCCCCCCCGCGCUUAUUAAAACUCAACACCCAUUUGAGUUUUACAGUUGCUGAGAGAGGAGCGGAUUGAGAAUACCAUAGAGUGCCUGUGAGUGUUUAAUACAUUAUGUCUGUUAAUUGUACAUCGAAUAUCGUCUUAUCGUCUCGUCCCCAGAGUUUGUAGGCCAAACGGUCGCUCAUUGAGACUGUUUCUGUUCUGACCUCCGACCCCACGGCCCGGCUCCUCUCCAUACUGUGUUCACUUGCAUGUAUUCCGUGUACCGACGUUUUCACAACUGAUUUUUACUAAAUAAAUUCCAUUAAGACAUGGC
Magallana angulata is the source of this 3224-nucleotide messenger RNA. RefSeq names its product acid phosphatase type 7-like. The transcript has 9 exons. The record is from RefSeq and is a predicted model, not a curated record. Gene Ontology annotation, molecular function: acid phosphatase activity; metal ion binding. Bases 155 to 1783 code for a protein of 542 amino acids. NCBI's taxonomy places the organism in Eukaryota, Metazoa, Mollusca, Bivalvia, Ostreida, Ostreidae.